AUGCUUAGUAUCGUGAUACUAUCUGCCCUUGGUAUAAUAAUAACCAUAAUCGGCCUAUUUGGCAUAAUAAAGGAGCGUAAAGGCUUAGUGAUCAUAUUGGUGAUUUUUGGUACCGUGGGCAUUAUUUUCGACCUGAUCAUGGCAGAAUUUGUCACAGCCAUAAUCGGGGCUAUUGUGGUCGCUUUCACCAUCUUUUACAUUAAACUUAUCGGUGAUAAGCAAAGUGAGGCUCACUCUCAGUAUCCCAAUGCAUCAUAA
This is a messenger RNA of Medioppia subpectinata, 258 nucleotides long. The record is from the annotation of a GenBank genome assembly. Lineage: Eukaryota; Metazoa; Arthropoda; Arachnida; Sarcoptiformes; Oppiidae.